AUGUCAAAUUCUCCCGUGGAUUCGAGGCCAGCCGUAGCAUCAUUACCUUCGCAAACAAACCCCUCCAAUACUCUAGAUGUCAGGUCUACAGGACAAGAGCCGGUGAACAUGGCACCGGCCAUGCAGCAAACGAACACAGAUCUCGAUGUAAAUCGAGUCGAGGCCAUACCUUCGGCCCCUCCUCCUGCCUACAUUCCACCUCCUGAAUGCCGAACCUCACGGAUAUACGAUUUUGGGGACUUAGAUCUGACUAAUCAUCCCGAUAAUGAUCCUGAACGUGCAGUCCCACCCCCGCCUUAUACUGGCCCAUCUAGAGACCAGGCCGUUGUAAUAUACAGUCACACUUCUCCCUCAGGCGAUGCAACAGCCACGGUAUAUUACCCUACGAUGGAUUCAUACAUGAAGGCUUCAAAGCGUCGAAGGCUCUACGGGGCAGUCACUCUUGCCGCAUUUAUCAUCGUGGGAAUAAUUCUCUUGGGAAGCCUAAUUGCUCGACAAAAUAUGGGAGGGUCAACUGAUACAGCGGACCGGACUUAG
Molecule: messenger RNA, 537 nt
Organism: Orbilia oligospora ATCC 24927
Lineage: Eukaryota; Fungi; Ascomycota; Orbiliomycetes; Orbiliales; Orbiliaceae
Exons: 1
Coding region: 1-537 (178 amino acids)
Source: RefSeq, a predicted model, not a curated record